AUGUAUCAAUGUGUAUCAAUGUAUCAAUAUAUCAGUAUAUCAGAGAAUCAAAAUAUCAGGCAUCAGGGUAUCAGGCGUGAUGAUAAAUUAUUCGCCACAUGGGUAGUCAUGCCAUUGGAUGACCCGAUUAAAUCACCUCAUUAUUCCAAAUUCGAAAGUGAUAUGUCAUUCUGUAUGAUAGAAAAAAUACGUUUAUGUCAAAGUUUAAAUGUUUAUCAAAUGUUUUUUGACUAA
Molecule: messenger RNA, 234 nt
Organism: Cetraspora pellucida
Lineage: Eukaryota; Fungi; Glomeromycota; Glomeromycetes; Diversisporales; Gigasporaceae
Source: the annotation of a GenBank genome assembly